UUUAUUGUUUUAAUAGUUUCGUGAGCUGUUUGGUGGUCAAGCAUUCCCUCGGAGCCGACAGAAAUCAGAUUUGUCAACCUGAUAGGAUACGGGUCAAAGCAGUUUACGAUCAGAAAAUAACUCAAGGCCCCGAGGUUGAUUUUGUUUGCAAUAGCCUCCUGUUGUUUAUUUUUUUGUUACAAAUAAAAAAAAAUAAUUAAAAAAUGAAUAAAAUAGAAAAUAUCUCUCAAAAAAGAUCAUUUGAAGAGGACAAUGUGAUAUGCAAAAAAAAGAUUGUUGAAGUAACUUAUAAUGAUAAAAAUCCUAUAUCAGUCCUGAAUGAGCUACGCUUGGGCUUAAAAUAUAAUAUCAUUGAACAAAAAGGUCCAUCACAUGCACCCAUCUUCAAAGUAUCUGUAGAAGUAGAUGGUCAUAUUUAUUACGGUGUGGGAGGUUCAAAGAAAUUAGCAAAGGCUAAAGCGGCUGAAGAGGCGCUGAAAUCAUUCAUCCAAUUUCCAAACAAUGGGAAAAUCAUAACAACUCAUGAAGUGAUAACUAACGGUGAUUUUACAAGUGACUCAUUCGAAACAAAAAAAGUCAAACCAGACGUAAACGUGCCAAAGAGGGGAAUAGCCAAAGCUCCAAUUAUGUUGCUUCAUGAACUUUAUCCGAACAGUGAGUUGGACAUUGUUAGUAAUGAUGGUGAUCAGUUUUCUAGGUUUAAAGCAACUAUCACUGUUGAUAAAGAGCAUUAUGUUGGAACUGAUGGUGAAAGGAAGCCCAAAAGCGAGAUAUCCCUGAGUCAAGAGUGGCAAAGUCCUAUAUCGAUUUUGAACAACUUCGCGGUUAAACUUAAGUACGAGUUGGUCGAUCAAAGCGGUCCUGCGCACUCCCCCACGUUUACAGUUGUGGCAAAAAUGGAUGAUAAGACGUUCACGGGAGUUGGAAACAGCAAAAAGAUGGCCAAACACAAAGCUGCACAAGAGGCGCUCCGUGUUCUCAUGGAAGACGACAAAACAUCCAAGAAAUAUGUCGUAAACGAUCUAACCGAGUCGAAGAUCAAGAAAUCGUUAGGCAAGAUGUUCAAGAAGGGUAAGUGCAUGGUUAAUCCAAUAUCAGCGUUGAACGACAUGUCGGUUGGUGCCCGCUACGAAGUUUUGGAGCAAGAGGGUCCAGCUCACGCACCAAUCUUCAAAGUGGUCGCCAUAGUUGACAACAACAAGUACACCGGCGUGGGCAUGACCAAGAAGCAGGCCAAGAUGAAGUCUGCAGAGGAAGCUCUCAGAAGCAUGCACGAAGCCGCUUGUUUGAAUAACAACAACGAAUCCGACUCGGAAACGAGCUCGACUUGUGGGGACGGCUCGCUGACGUGCGGCUCCGAAACGGACGCUUCCGAUGAACAAUCGAACGGCGGCGGCCGGACGGUGCCGAACGCGCACCCAGUGUCCGUUCUGCACGAGAUACGAUCUGGUCUGGUUUUCAAAGUUGAGGAAGAGACUGGUCCGCUGCACAAGCCCGAGUUUCGCAUCUCGGUCGAGGUGGACGGCGAGAAGUUUUACGGUGUAGGUGGCACCAAGAAAUUGGCCAAAUGUAACGCCGCACAGAGUGCUCUCACCUCGCUGAUGCGCUACUCGGAUGAUCAGAAACUAAUCGCCGCUCGCCUCAGCAAUGACGGCUCCAAGAAAAAGGAGAUCAAUCGGCUUCUGUCGAAGAAAGGUGUGCUCAAGCAUCCGCUUAUGUUAGUCAAUGAAUUGUUUCCCAACAGCGAGUUUGAUGUUACGUUUAAGGCGUUGGAUGAAUUUUCACGGUUCAAGGCUGUUUUGACACUAAACGAUGACACCUUCGUAGCCACUGGUGCAAGUAAGAAAUUAGCAAAAAACGCCGCUGCCACAAUAGCUCUGAGAAAAUUAGUCAAUUAUCAACCUAACGGUGAUUCAAAUCCAAAUGCCCAAUUUAAAAAUGUGUCUACCGAGGAACAAGAACUAGCAGACACUAUCGGAAGAUUGGUGAAUGACAAGUUCAGUGAGCUUAUGGAAAACGACGUCGCACACUCCAAAAGGAAAGUUUUGGCGGGUAUCGUGAUGACCUACGAUUCCGAUCCACAACACGCCAGAGUUAUUUCGGUGGCAACUGGAACGAAGUGUGUGUCUGGAGAGCACAUAAGUAUGAUGGGCAGAUCCGUGAACGACAUGCACGCAGAAAUUCUGAGUCGAAGAGGUUUAGUUAGUUUUCUCUAUUCGGAGCUUGAGAAACUAAUCGUUCCCGAAGAAGCAUCAGAUUCUAUAUUUGAGCCACGACCAGACGGCAAUGGUUAUAAGUUAAAGUCGAAUAUACAGUUCCAUUUGUACAUAAGCACGUCGCCCUGUGGCGACGCACGGAUAUUCAGUCCACACGAAGAAUACGCUGCUGUCGACAAACAUCCGAACAGAAGUUCACGGGGCCAAUUAAGAACAAAGAUCGAAUCAGGUGAAGGAACCAUUCCUAUCAAGUUAACUAGCGUCAGUCAAACGUGGGAUGGCGUGAUUCAGGGAGAACGAUUAUUAACCAUGUCUUGUUCAGAUAAGUUAUGUAAAUGGAAUGUUUUGGGUCUGCAAGGCGCAUUAUUGUCUCAUUUUAUAGAACCAGUGUACCUGAGUAAUAUUAUUUUAGGAAGUUUGUUAAGAGAAACGCAUCUUUUUAGGGCAAUAUGUGGACGAAUCGAGACAAGUCUGCAGGGAUUGCCUCCGCCAUAUCUCCUUAACAGGCCCGGCAUGCUCCUGCUAAGUGCCCCGGAGGUACGACAACCGUCCAAGGCUCCAAACUUUGCCGUAUCGUGGACAAUUGGAGACGAAGCAGCCGAGAUUAUAACCACGACAACAGGAAAAACGGAGGGUGGACAACACGCGCGAAUCUGCAAGCAAGAGUUCGCUCACAAAUUUGCAAGUCUUAUUGCUGCGGGUCGGUUAACGACAAUUUGUCCUGAUAAAAUGCGCGAAUGUCCACCCAUGUAUUGUGAGGUGAAGGAGGCGGCGAAGAACUAUAAUGUAGCAAAAGGUAGCCUGUAUGAGGCGUUCAAAAAAAGUGGAUUAGGAUCAUGGGUUUCCAAACCAGUAGAACAAGACAUGUUUGAAAUUUAGUAGUAUAAAUUUUAUCCAUGUCCUAUUUAACUGGUUUUCCACCUUAUUACCUACAACACAUAAAUUGUUCAUCUGAUUUUAGUGUUGUAGGUUUCCAUGGGAAUUAUUUCUUGUAGCAAUACAAUUCUACUCAAUACCUGAUUUUGAUGUGCGACCUCUAUGAAAACACAUCUUUUUUCUGUUUUUUUUUAAUUAUGAUAAAGUUUAUCAAACUAGGAUUUAAGAUUAAAAACUAUUCAUAGUAAGUAACGAAAAAAUGAUUUUCAAAAUAGACGUCCCAUUAUCAAAACGUUUAGAAAUUAGAUUGUAAAUCUCAAUUCCAACUAAAAAAUCUGAAAUAUUUAUUCCCAUGUAAUUUACGUUGUUUUAAUUUGAAAAUGUCUUCUUUUUCAUUUACUUAGUUUUAAGUUCAUAUCUGUAUAAAUUUAUCAUUAAAUAUAAUCAUAAUUAUUAAA
Molecule: messenger RNA, 3550 nt
Organism: Aethina tumida (small hive beetle)
Lineage: Eukaryota; Metazoa; Arthropoda; Insecta; Coleoptera; Nitidulidae
Gene: Adar
Product: double-stranded RNA-specific editase Adar
Exons: 9
Coding region: 204-3095 (963 amino acids)
Biological process (GO): RNA processing; adenosine to inosine editing
Cellular component (GO): nucleolus; cytoplasm
Molecular function (GO): tRNA-specific adenosine deaminase activity; double-stranded RNA adenosine deaminase activity; double-stranded RNA binding
Source: RefSeq, a predicted model, not a curated record